AUGGAUCUAUGUGAAGUUACUUUUCAAUCGAAAUCAGGUCAACAACAAACAGGCUUAUUUCAUCGAACCACAAAAUGGCAACAAAUUAAUUUUUGGUUAAAAAAUCUUGCAUCAAUGAUUGAAAAACCCGCUGAAAAUUAUGCCUAUUGGGACCAAAAACAUCACAGUAUUGUUGAUGGAAAUCAAUCAAUUUCUUCAACAAUUCAUCCAUCAAUGACAACAACUUUUGAUGAAAUCAAAUGGAAUGAUACUAUCGAAGUGACAUUUUCACUUGAUAACAACAAUCAAACUCGACUAUCAGAUUCAAUACUUGUUGAAGUUGACGAUCAAGAAAAUAUAAUAUCUCAACAAUUUACUAUCUUUGCGACAAUGGCCAAUGUUUAUCAACAAAAUAAAAUAAAUACUGAACAACAAUCUCUUCUCUAUUUUAAUGACGUUAUUCCAUCAUUAGAUACACAACUGAUAUCUUUUCCAUUAAAAUCAACUAUUGAAUUUACAUUGAUAGACGCCAAAUUACCGAUAACAGCUACUAUUGUCAAUGUUGAAGAUCAAUGUUCAAUCAAAUUUCAAUGUUCAUAUUUUAUCAUAAUUAAACAUCUAUGUCAAAUUGCAUGUCAAUUAUUCGUGGUGAACAGUGAUUACUAUCGAUUGUUGUUUCAGAAUAAUGUACUUGAUGGUGACGACAUGUCACUUGAUGCUAUCGACUGUUCGAUGAUUGAAAUGGAUUUGCAUCUGAUUUGUACAGCAACUUUAAAAUGUUCUAUUAAAUAUUGUGACCAAACACUCAUGUUGCCUUCUAGUGAAAAUACAUUGAUCUCAACGAUUCUUGAAGAAACAUUUCAUAAGUUCAGUAUUCCACAGGCAGAUCUUCAUUUAUAUGAAUUAAUUGUUAUGGAUAAUUAUCGAACGAAAACUGAACUGAACAAUUCAAUCGAAGAAAUUAUCAGAUUAUUACCUGAUGGAACUACUUUGAUACAAUUUGAGUUACAAAGAGUCCGAAUAUAA
This is a messenger RNA of Rotaria sordida, 1005 nucleotides long. NCBI's taxonomy places the organism in Eukaryota, Metazoa, Rotifera, Eurotatoria, Philodinida, Philodinidae. The record is from the annotation of a GenBank genome assembly.